CUAAAGACUAAGAAAGCAGAGCCCAAUGUCGAUGACAGGUUUCUUAAUCAUCAGAUACAGAAGAAGAUGAAGGAAUAAAUCUUCUUGUGCCCGUCAAAAAAUGACUAAGAAACUCACAACCGACAAACUGCCCACGGAGCUUGACCUCGAUUCUUUCCUCAGUUUGCAUUCCGAAUCCGACGAUGACUCCACCGCCGUCCCUCACCGUUCACUCGAUGAAAUCCUCAAUGAUUCCGAUGCUUCCACGUCACCUUCUCCUACAUCUUCUCCGCUAUCAGUGAAAGCUCAGCAACGUCGUCUCUAUGAUUUUUCUGUCUCCCAGAAUGACGCCGUUUCAGAAGAUUGCACAGAAUCUCUGAAGCAAAGUCAAUCUCAGCUUUUGGGUGACAAGUCUGACCAAACACGACUCAAUUCAUUUACUCGAGCUAAGUCAGGAGGGUUUUCGGGUGAUCCGAUAUGGAGGGUUCCUUCUUCGUCGAGACCUUUGCCGUCCUUAUUCGGUGGGGUGAGAUCAAACGCGAAGCCCGGGGCGGCACUGGCGGCUGCAGCUGCGGCGUCUCGGUCGGUGCCUACUCCACAUGCUGCCGCGAUCAAAUCGAGGAGAGCCGUCAGUCUCCAGAAGGUUGUGGACACUGGAGAAUCGAGUUCCAUUGUUGGUGAUGAUCACGAGAUUGUUUCAAAUGCAUCCACCAGUGAUUCAAUUGGAGUUGCUACCGAGAGAACCGGGUCAGGUGAUAUAUUGGCAGAGGACAAUGACAAUAUAGGUGAUUUUCAAUGUGUUAUGGACGAUGAAAUUUCCACAAGAGAGGGGAGUUUGGAAAAUACAACUGGGGUUUUUACUAGUAAAGGUUUGGAAAGUGAAGCAGAAGCUGCAGUUAAAGUGGAAGAAUUAAGGGCCGAGCAAGAUCUGUUAAAUUCUAUUACUUCAAUCUCCAAUUCAACUGUUAACUUGGAUGAUGGCAUGAAAUUUUUUGGAAGUAAGAGAAAAGAUGAAACUAUCUCAUCUAUUUCUGCUGAUGAUGGUUCAAAGUUUUUGGAUACGAAUGAUUCUUACAAAACUGAUAUUCCGUCCUAUUCUUCUGGAGGAUUUGAUAAUGGUGGAAAUAAUGAGGCCGACUCAAUAAUGCUGGUCUUAGAAAAGGAAGAUAAUUUGGACAAAGAUACGGAGAGCUCUAAAGAUGAUGAGGCAGGUAUUGCGACUGGUGCUGGUGAUGAUAUCAGUUCAAUAAGUGACAUUUCAGAACUUGUAGAAGAGAGAAUUGGGCAGCUGGAAAGUGAGAGGAUUAGUAAAAGAGCAGAAGAGAAACUUAGAUCCAGUAUGAAGCCGCUUGAACUGGCAGAAGAACUUGAGAAGAAACAGGCUUCUACAGGUUUGCAUUUGGAGGAGGGUGCAGCUGCUCAGCCAAUGAAGCUUGAGGGUGUUCGAAGAGGGUCUACUACUUUGGGAUACUUUGAUAUUGACGCUAACAAUGCCAUCACACGGACCAUUUCAUCUCAAGCAUUUAGGCGAGAGCAUGGUUCUCCACAAGUUCUGGCAGUUCAUCUUAACUAUAUUGCAGUGGGAAUGGCGAAAGGCGUUAUAGUUGUUGUCCCAAGUAAAUAUUCUCCUUAUAAUACUGACAGCAUGGACGUAAAGAUGCUAAUACUUGGUUUACAAGGGGAUAGAUCUCAUGCUCCAGUAACUUCCAUGUGCUUCAAUCAGCAAGGGGACCUGCUUUUGGCCGGUUAUGGUGAUGGUCACAUUACUGUUUGGGAUGUCCAGAGGUCAUCGGCAGCAAAAGUUAUAACUGGGGAGCACACAUCACCAGUAGUACAUGCAUUAUUCCUAGGCCAAGAUUCUCAAGUUACUCGUCAAUUUAAAGCAGUUACUGGUGACAGUAAAGGUCUAGUUCUUUUACAUGCUUUCUCUGUGGUUCCCUUGCUUAACAGAUUCACCAUCAAAACACAGUGUCUUCUAGAUGGACAAAGAACAGGCACUGUACUAUCUGCUUCCCCCCUUCUUUACGAUGAAUCUUUUGGAGGCACUUUGCCUUCAUCACAGGGAAAUGCUUCACUUUCAUCCAGCAGCAUUGGUAACAUGAUGGGAGGUGUAGUUGGGGGAGAUGCAGGAUGGAAACUAUUCAAUGAGGGCUCUUCUAUGGUUGAAGAAGGUGUCGUCAUAUUUGUCACCCAUCAAACUGCUCUGGUGGUUAGGCUUACUCCCAGUUUGGAAGUAUAUGCACAACUCUCCAAGCCAGAUGGAGUGCGAGAGGGUUCCAUGCCAUAUACUGCAUGGAAAUGUACUACACAAUUGCACAGCUCAUCAUCUGAAAUUGUUACUACAGAUGCAGCAGAGCGAGUUUCAUUGCUUGCAAUUGCUUGGGAUCGGAAAGUCCAAGUAGCAAAGCUGGUGAAAUCAGAGCUGAAAGUAUGUGGAACAUGGUCUCUUGAAAGUGCAGCCAUAGGCGUGGCUUGGUUGGAUGCUCAUAUGCUGGUGGUUCUUACCUUGACUGGACAGCUUUACUUGUUUGCAAAGGAUGGUACGUUGAUUCACCAGACUAGCUUUGCUGUUGACGGUUCUGGAGGGGAUGAUCUUGUUGCAUAUCAUACACAUCUUAUAAAUAUCUUUGGCAAUCCUGAGAAGGCCUAUCAUAAUUGUAUAGCAGUCAGAGGAGCUUCUAUAUACAUAAUUGGACCCAUGCAGCUUAUUGUUUCCCGGCUUCUCCCAUGGAAGGAACGGAUUCAGGUUCUGCGGAGAGCAGGUGAUUGGAUGGGUGCCUUGAACAUGGCAAUUACACUUUAUGAUGGCCAAGCUCAUGGUGUUAUUGACCUUCCUAAAUCUAUGGAUGCUGUACAAGAAACCAUAAUGCCCUAUCUGGUGGAGUUACUACUGUCUUAUGUAGAUGAAGUAUUUUCUUAUAUUUCAGUUGCUUUUUGCAACCAAAUUGGAAAAGUUGAAAAACAAGAUGACUCGAAGAGUGGAAGCAGUUCUCUGCAUUCAGAAAUUAAAGAACAAUUCACUCGCGUCGGUGGUGUUGCAGUAGAAUUUUGUGUCCAUGUACGGCGGACUGACAUCCUUUUUGAUGAAAUUUUCUCAAAGUUUGUGGCUGUUCAACAUAGAGAUACAUUUUUGGAGCUUCUGGAGCCAUAUAUAUUGAGGGAUAUGCUUGGAUCCCUACCUCCCGAGAUUAUGCAAGCACUGGUAGAGCAUUACAGUAGUAAAGGGUGGCUCCAGAGAGUUGAACAAUGUGUCCUUCACAUGGAUAUAUCUUCCCUGGAUUUCAAUCAGGUUGUCAGGCUAUGUCGGGAGCAUGGAUUGUAUGGUGCCUUGAUUUAUCUUUUCAAUAAAGGAUUGGAUGAUUUCAGAGCACCUUUAGAGGAGUUGUUAAUAGUUUCACGAAAUAGUCAUGGAGACAGUGCUGCUGCCCUUGGGUACAGGAUGCUUGUUUAUCUGAAGUAUUGCUUUUCCGGUCUUGCCUUUCCACCAGGACAUGGAGCUCUACCUCCUCCACGCUUGGCAUCUCUGAGGACCGAACUUGUUCGGUUUUUAUUAGAGAAUUCCAGUGCCCCAAAUUCAGAAGUAGCUUCAGGCUGGUCAUCUAGAGGAACAUACCUGAAUCUAUAUCAUCUCUUAGAACUAGAUACUGAAGCUACUUUAGAUGUUCUGAGGUUGGCUUUUGUAGAUGAUGAAAAUUCAAAACCUGAAUUUUCUUUUCAUGAUAGUGCCAGUGCAAAUAUGGAGACUGAGCAAGAGAAUGUUACAAUAAUUGAAAGCCAGAAUUUAUUGGUUCAAAAUGCUAUAGAUGCUCUUGUUCAAAUCACUGAAAUAGAGGUACCCCAAAGAGCUGAAUCUACUGCUAGUGUUGAUGACUUGGUAUCAGUCAAAUUGUGGCCUUCAAUGAAGGACAUAGGGUACCUGUUUGAAUUCAUUGCAUCCCAUGUUGCAUGUAAAAAAGCUUAUGUUUCAAGCAGUGUGCUGAGUCAGAUUUUGGAGUACUUGACAUCAGAGAACGAUUUUUCAGCAAGUAUCCCCACACAUAUUAUCAGAACUUCAAAACAGAGAGAGAAGCAGGUUCUUGCCCUUCUGGAAGUGGUACCUGAGACUGAUUGGAACCUGUCUUAUGUCUUACAGCUAUGUGAGAAAGCAUGCUUUCAUCAGGUUUGUGGCUUCAUUCACAACAUAAGAAACCAGUAUGUCGCGGCACUGGACAGCUAUAUGAAAGAUGUGGAUGAACCAAUCCAUACCUUUGCCUAUAUCAAUGAUACAUUGACACAGCUAAGUGGUAGUGAACAGAGUGCUUUUCAAUCAGCUGUCUUGUCUCGGAUUCCAGAUUUGGUUGUCUUGAGCAGAGAGGGCACAUUCUUGUUGGUCAUCGACCAUUUUAAUAACGACAGUCCGCACAUUCUCUCCAAACUUCACUCUCAUCCAAAAAGUCUCUUUCUGUAUUUGAAGACCACAAUUGAGGUUUACUUGUAUGGAACUCUUGACUUUUCUCAUUUAACAAAGGAUGAUAGUGCAGCUGCAUUUAGCGGAAGAAGAAGGGAAGAUCGUUUGAAAGGACUUGAGGCUUACUUUGAGAGAAUCUCUGAUUUUCCUAAGUUCAUACGAAAUAAUCCCAUUCAUCUGACUGAUGAUAUGAUAGAGCUUUAUAUGGAGUUAUUGUGUCAGUAUGAGAGUCAUUCAGUUCUCAAAUUCCUAGAGACUUUUGAUAGCUAUCGAGUAGAACACUGUUUACGCCUGUGCCAGGAAUAUGGGAUAACAGAUGCAGCUGCAUUUUUAUUGGAAAGAGUUGGUGAUGUCGGGAGCGCUCUUUUACUUACACUCUCUGACCUCAAUGUUAAAUUUGCCGAGCUUGAUACAGCUGUGGAUGGUGUGAUUUCAAGUACAGCUUUAAGUGGCUCUACUGGCAUUGAUCAUUACAGCACUGUUUUAAAAAUGAAAGAGGUUGCUGACAUACACAGUAUAUUGAAUUCCUGUAUUGGAUUGUGUCAGCGUAACACCCCUCGUUUGCAACCUGAGGAAUCAGAGAUACUGUGGUUUAGAUUACUUGAUUCAUUCUGUGAGCCUUUAAUGGAUUCAUACGGUGAUAAAAGGUUAUUAAAAGAAAUUUGUGUUGGAGUGCUAGCUGAAACAUUGGGUGGAGAGGAAGAUGCUGAGGCAAUAAUCACGUGGAAAAUUUUGAAGACCCACAAAGGUGCCCAUGUCCUUAGGAAACUGUUCUCUCAGUUCAUCAAAGAGAUUGUUGAAGGAAUGAUAGGAUAUGUUCGCCUUCCUACCAUCAUGUCAAAACUUCUUGCUGAUAAUGGUAGACAGGAAUUUGGAGAUUUUAAAAUUACCAUAUUGGGGAUGCUCGGAACAUAUGGUUUUGAGAGGAGAAUUCUGGAUACUGCCAAGUCCUUGAUUGAGGAUGACACAUUCUAUACCAUGAGUUUACUCAAGAAGGGUGCAUCUCAUGGGUAUGCCCCCCGGAGUCUGCUCUGUUGUAUAUGCAAUUGCCUUCUGACCAAGGAUUCCCCGAGUUUUCGUAUUCGAGUUUUCAGUUGUGGUCAUGCCACUCAUCUUCAAUGUGAACUACUUGGAAGUGACUCGUCAAGUCAAGGUUCCUUGUCUGGAUGCCCUGUUUGCAUGCCCAAGAAGAAUACUCAGAGGCCUAGAAACAAGUCGGUCCUUCCUGAAAAUGGUUUGGUGAACAAGGUUUCGUCAAGAUCCAAACGAGCACAAGGAACUAGCUUUUUACUUCCUCAUGAAGAUUCAUUAGACAAUUCAUAUGGGCUGCACCAAUUAUCACGGUUUGAGAUCUUGACUAAACUUCAGAAAGACCAGAAAUUAGGCCAGAUAGAAAACAUGCCACAGUUGAGGCUUGCCCCACCAGCAGUUUAUCAUGAAAGGGUAAAGAAAGGGCUCGAGGUUUUGACAGGAGAGACUAGCAGUAGCAUUGCAAAAAUUGAAAAAUCGAGCAAGAGAAGGCAACUAAGGGAGCUAAAAGCAAGAGGAUCAUCUAUUCCGUUCCAGUUAAAAUCAAGUCUAUUUGGCAAAGAUAAGGGAAAUAAACAGUGACACAGCUGUUUUGUACAGACUAACAGUGAUGAAUUUUGUUGAUCCGAGCUGCACGGAUCCGAGCUGAUGAAUUUUGUUGAUCCGAGCUGCACGGGUGACCUGAGUGGAGUGUUUUUUGACCCCUCUUAUUAUUUUGUAAUUCAUCAUAUGUAUAAAAUAAAAUUUCUUUUUUUUUUUUUGUUGGUCCAUAUAGUUGUCAUCUUCUCCAAUCGCCGUGUAUAAUAAAUUUUGUAUGAGGCAAUGAUACAGGCAUUUAGGUGAAUUUACAAAUCACUGGAUGAGUAAAUGAACUAUUUUUGCUGGGAAGCUGCUUUCAAUUA
Messenger RNA from Jatropha curcas, 6357 nucleotides. RefSeq names its product transducin family protein / WD-40 repeat family protein (gene SETH5). Gene Ontology annotation, cellular component: HOPS complex; late endosome. Gene Ontology annotation, biological process: endosomal vesicle fusion; protein targeting to vacuole. Gene Ontology annotation, molecular function: protein binding. The record is from RefSeq and is a predicted model, not a curated record. NCBI's taxonomy places the organism in Eukaryota, Viridiplantae, Streptophyta, Magnoliopsida, Malpighiales, Euphorbiaceae.